Messenger RNA from Clonostachys rhizophaga, 1866 nucleotides. The record is from the annotation of a GenBank genome assembly. NCBI's taxonomy places the organism in Eukaryota, Fungi, Ascomycota, Sordariomycetes, Hypocreales, Bionectriaceae.
AUGCAAACUUAUAAUGGAAUUGAGGACAAAUGUCCCGGCCUUGAGAUCGAUGUCAUAAUUGCGAUCAGUCUCAAUGCAAUGAAGAACCUGCCUGAUGCUCAUUCGCUCAAGAGUUCUUUAUGGUUGGCUUUCGAUCAAGCUUGCGCAGACGCCUCUUUCAGCUACAUAAGAUGCCUCUUUAUACCUGAAGCACAGUUGAUGACGCGCAUAGAGGCCGUAGCACAUUUGGUCAACACUGGGCUUGCAAAUGACAGCAGAGUUACCGCAGGAAUGCUGGGAAUACUUCUUAUUCAAGAUUUUCAGGCACAACUAUUCACUUUGGAGGACAAACAACAUUGGGCAAAUGAGAUACUUGGGCUUGAUAGUGAUACUGCGGCAGCGAUGAUGGCUUGUGAGAGGGAGCAGGCUCAAGCCCGCCCCGAAGUCUCCCACCUUGAGAUGGGAUGGUUCGCCUUAGCUACGCUGUCUAGAGGACGCGGGAUGGUCUUGUCGUCUAUCAAAGGUCGUCAUUUACAUUCUAUAGACGUGGAAGGAAGCAACCCACAAUUAAGAAAGGCGCCAUCGAAUGCUCAUGUCAAACUCAGAGAACAAAUCUGCCAGGGACUGGAACUUGCAAACGCAAAGGAAGCGAAGCCCGACCAUAUUCAAAGUACGGACGAAGAUAAACAUCGCGGAGAAAUAUUCGUCGACGACCGUGUAAAUGACAUAUUGGGUCUCCCUGAAUUGGACUAUUUUCUCAACGUACCCCCUCGGAGUGAUAUUCUGGAAACGGCGAAGUCGGGCCCCAUUGUUGUGCUGAAUCUGAGUGUCCAGUGCCUUGAAGGCUGUGCCAUAUUUAUCAUUACUCAGAGCCACCUCAAAGUAUUACAUCUCGAAGAUGUCGAGCAUGAUGAAAUCAGGUAUUGGGCACUAAAUGGCGAGAAAACAUGGAGUCGAAAGUGCCUUGCUUGGCUCUGGGAUACAAUCACAGGCCCUAUUAUGGGUGCAUUGGGGUUUACCCAGCCACCGGAUAAUGAUGACUGGCCUCAUGUGACAUGGAUCUCUACGGGCGUCAUGAGCAAAUUCCCGUUUCAUGCUUCAGGUAGGCAUGAAUGUGGUGGCCGUGAAACAGUCAUGGACCGAGUAGUUUCUUCGUACGGCACAACUGUCCAGACGCUCGUUGCGUCUCGCCUUCAAGCCCCAAUUACAUCAACACGAGCGGAGGCUCUACUCGUGGGCAUGAGCAACACUCCCAGACAUGGCACGUUGCCUCAUGCUGCCGAUGAAGUGUGUGAAAUUGAAAAGAUUCUCAAGUGCACAUCGGUCAAUGCUGCUCAACUACGGGGUACAAGGGAGACAUCAAGUCCCGCCUCAGCAAUUGCAACAUUUUUCUGCAGGACACGGCUGUUCGAUCUGAACCUAGAUCAAGGCGCGCACUUUCUUGCCUACCUAUCCGCCUGCGGUACAGGCCUAGUGCGGGAGGAAAAGUUUCUAGAUGAAAGUAUUCACCUGAUCAGUGCAUUCCAAGUUUUGGGAUUCCGCCACGUCAUCGGUACACUUUGGGAAGUGCAAGACAUGAUUUGCGUGGACUUAGCUCGAUUGACAUAUCAAGUCAUUCGAGAUGAGAGUAUGACAGAUAAAUCGAUUAACCGAGGGCUGAACAAGGCGACAAAGCGGGUACGGGAUGAGUGGCUGGCCGAGUAUGCGAGACGUAGUCUAGAUAUAAGGGCUGGGAAGGUUCUUUCUGCGGAAGAGGGUAUUUCAACCUUGAGAAUCCAAGAGCGAGGAAAUGACGAGAGGGAGGGGAGAGACAUCAUACCGUUGGAAGAUGAUUGGGGCCAGUCGAGCCCUCCGCCAUGGAUUGCGUACAUUCACUACGGAGUAUAG